Neltuma alba is the source of this 819-nucleotide messenger RNA. RefSeq lists its product as uncharacterized. Bases 1 to 819 code for a protein of 272 amino acids. Lineage: Eukaryota; Viridiplantae; Streptophyta; Magnoliopsida; Fabales; Fabaceae. The record is from RefSeq and is a predicted model, not a curated record. The transcript has a single exon.
AUGGAACGCUCUCUCUCGACUACGCUCCAGGAGAAAGACGAAAUCCCACCACACUGCGACGCGACAACCACCGUCAAGGUCAAGAAGGUCAAGAUACGGGACCUUCGUGCAGGUAAUGAUUCGGAUAUGCUCUCAUAUGACCCCAUCAAGUCAGACGACGAUGAGAUGUCGACUGAAGAAGAAGUCGUACCCCAGACGCCAGAGGACGCAAGGAAGGCAACUAACCCACCUUCCUUCAAGGACAUGCUCCUUAACAAAUCCUCCAAGAAGCAGGAAGACGAAGAAGACUUCUUUUUUCAAGAAGGAGAUGUUACCAUCAACAAACAGGGGCCCAUUCCUUCCAUCAGCUUCUCAGAGAGGGUCCACCGUCUGCUCAAUGACAGCAUGAAAUACUCAGUUGUCAUUAAAAUGCUGGGAAGAAACAUCAGGUAUGUAGACCUAAGGGAUAAGGUGGUCAGCCUCUGGCGACUCACCGGCCCGGUGCAACUAACUGACUUGGAAAACAACUGUUUUAUUGCCAAGCUCAGCAACGAACGUGACUACACCGAAGUACUUUUAGGAGGCCCUUGGGUCAUAUUCGGCCACUACCUCACCGUUCAACCAUGGACGCCAGACUUCUCCCCCUGGACCCAUAGGACCUCCCACGUAAUGGGAUGGAUUCGACUCCCAAGCUUGCCAGCUAAAUACUACAAAAAAAGUGUGAUCAAAGCCAUUGGAGAGGUUCUAGGAAAAGUUCUCAGAAUCAACUACAACACAGCCUCCAGAGAAAGAGGCAGGUUCGCUCGGAUGGCAGUGCUCAUUGAUCUCUCCCGGCUCUAA